UGCAGCACUGGACCAUCCGCGGGCCCGAGGCCAGCCUGGCCCAGCUCAUCAGCGCCCUCCGCCAGCACCGCCGCAACGACGUGGUGGAGAAGAUCCGAGGCCUGAUGGAGGACACCACGCCGGUGCAAAUGCAGCCUCAGUGGCAAGCGCAGGACCCCUGCCACGACAACGGAAAGCUGGAAGCUGACAGACUGGCACUGCCGGUGAGCCCCAGCCCGCUGAGCCCUGCGCCCAGCCCCAGCCCCAAGCCCCCCGAGGCGGCCGUCCUCACCGUGGAGCCCUCUCCUUCGGAGAAGAAAUGCUUCUUCGUCGAUGAAGCGGAGCCCCUCCUGCGGUGCGACUCGACCUCCAGCGGCUCCUCCGCGCUCAGCCGGACAGGCUCUUUUAUUACCAAAGAAAAGAAGGACACCGUCCUGCGCCAGGUGCGCUUGGACCCUUGCGACCUGCAGCCCAUCUUUGAUGACAUGCUGCACAUCCUCAACCCCGAGGAGCUCCACGUGAUAGAGGAGAUCCCACAGGCUGAAGAUAAGCUGGACAGACUAUUUGAGAUUGCCGGAGUCAAGAGCCAGGAAGCCAGCCAGACCCUCCUGGACUCUGUCUAUAGCCACCUUCCCGACUUACUGUAGGCCCUGGGUCACCACACACUCUCCGAAUAUCUGCUAGAGCUAGCUUGGCACUUGUUAAGACGACCGACAAUACGCAGGCAGGUUUUGUUGUAGAAUAUAUGGCCAGUAUUUUUGCUGAGGUGUCCUUGGUUUCUGGAGGGGGGGCAGUUUGCCAGCAUUGCACCCCUCCACCUCAACUCUAUCGCUCAGUCCAAGUCUUUGCGCCCUCUGCCCCCUUCCCAAGCAUCUCUGCUCCUUGUUCUCAUUCCAGUCAGAUCAGUCGAUGCACUUUAAAAAAAAAAAAAAAAAA
Molecule: messenger RNA, 915 nt
Organism: Balearica regulorum gibbericeps (East African grey crowned-crane)
Lineage: Eukaryota; Metazoa; Chordata; Aves; Gruiformes; Gruidae
Source: RefSeq, a predicted model, not a curated record